Menidia menidia (Atlantic silverside) is the source of this 2295-nucleotide messenger RNA. NCBI's taxonomy places the organism in Eukaryota, Metazoa, Chordata, Actinopteri, Atheriniformes, Atherinopsidae. The record is from the annotation of a GenBank genome assembly.
UUCGCUACUACGGCGUCUCUCCUCUGCUUCUCCGCGGGGCCCCUCUCUCUUCCAGGAGGCCGCUUUGAAUCAGUCUAUUCUCGGCAAGUGGCCGGGGAGGAGGAGGAGGAGGAGGGGAAGGUGGACACUCACUUAACCAUGGAGCCCCUGCGGUCAGCCACGGGGUACGGGCUCGCGGAGGACACCUCGCUCGCGCUGCCCUCCGACAACACCCUGAGCUCGGGACGCCAGCGCGUGCUCAAUCAAGUUGGCAGCAUGAAGCGGAGCAAGUCCAGGCGGGACCGGGACAAGAACGGCACGCUGUCUCCCGCUACAAGCCCGACUCAGGAGGUUUUCUCAACCUAUAAUGAGUUUGGAGGAUUCAAGUUCUCUCCAACCAAAGCAAAUGGCCACUACAGGGGCAUCAACUCCGUAUCAUCAGGAACUUCCAAAAUGAGAAACAGUCAAUGGAGACAUUCUGCAUCCACCAGAAACACAUCAAGCAGACACUUCAGCAGCUCGGGCAUAUUGGAAUAUGAACUCGGCCACUCUAACUUGUCUCAAGCUGCCAAUGGGCUGAAAACAAGUCGUAGCGAUCCUGCUUUGGUUCCUCCUGGUGUCUUUGCUCCUGCUCCUAGCAUGAGAGCAAAAGGACAGGUGGUCAAAAGCCCGAGCACCAUGCAGGCUCAAGGAAUUACACGGAGCACCCAUUCCGUGAUCAGUGGCGUGAAUUUAAAUAGAAGCCAGACACUUGUCACCAAGUCACCUGUUUCACUCCCUACUUUUGAGGGAAAAAUGGGUACCUUCAAAGCCUCCAAAGUAGAGCAGACAUCGGCGAUGAGCUCUGCUUUGUCCAUGCCAAACAUCAGCCUGGAGGAAGCUGUCAAUCUGCUGUCUCUCACUGGGCCACUGGACCAGCAGCGUGGAGCAACAUUCAUUCAGCACAUCACCUACGAGCAGGAGACUGCUAAAGCAGAGGUUUUAAGACUUGGAGGUGUGCAACAUUUGGUGGCUCUGCUGAAGAGCACCCAGCCAGAGGUGAGCCAGGCUGCUGCUGGCGCUCUGAGGAAUCUCUGUUUUAAGGAGCAGGAAAACAAGCUCGCGGUUCAGUCCUGUGAUGGAAUCCCUAAUAGCCUACAGCUGCUACAGAACACAGAUUCUACUGAGACCCAGAAACAAAUCACUGGCCUGCUGUGGAACCUCUCAUCUACUGACACGCUGAAGAAUGAUCUCAUAAAAGAGGCACUGCCCGUCCUGGCAAAGCAUGUGGUGAUCCCGUUCACCUGCGGUUCCGACGACAUUUUGAAAGCGCACAUAGACCCGAGCGUCUUCCACAAUGCAACAGGCUGCCUGCGAAACCUGAGCAGCGGUCCAUCGGAACACAGGAUGAAGAUGAGAAAAUGCGAUAACCUCAUCAGGUCCCUCAUAAGUUACAUACAAUCGUGUGUGGCUGAGGAAAAGCCAGAUGACGAGUCUGUGGAAAAUUGUGCAUGCAUUCUUCAUAACUUGACCUACCAUCUGGAGGACGAAAACCCUGAAAGUUUUAGCCACUAUAACUCUCUGGAAGAAGACCAAUCUGAGAGGAGGAAGAGCCCAACAGUUGGAUGCUUCAGCCCCAGGAGCAGCAAGGCUCAGAAACUGUUUUCAGUUGAUAACACUAAAACACUCUCAGAAACCAAUGGCUUAUCAGAUAUAAGCCUGUUGUGCCAUCCUAAAACCAUGGAUGUUUACCUGGCUCUGCUGAGUUCGUCAAAGAAUCCUGCCACUCUGGAGGCCAGCUGCGGUGCCCUGCAAAACCUCACAGCCAGUAAAGAACAGGGAUCCGCUGCUGUGAGCGAGGUUUUGGCUAAGAAGCUUGAUUCUAUGUUUGUUUUACCCUUGCUUUUGAAGUCAUCUAACAAAACCCUCCAUAAGAUCACUAUUUCUUUGCUGGAUAACAUGUCCCGCACCAGCAGUGUGCAGGCCGUCCUGGGAAAGCCGGUGUUGGCUGAUCUCAUCCAAAUUCUCCUCAAGAAUGUCAAUGACGUUAGGGAGUCUGAUGAACUUACAGCAACAGUUUGCAACAUAAUACGGAGACUGAUGCUGGCAAACAGUCAAAAAAGCAAGACGCUCAUCGAUGGAGAUCUACUUGAGUUACUGAAUGAGCUCAGAGCGAAGAAGUCGUUUCCUAAAUGCAACAGGGCAGCCUCAGUGCUACUGUACAGCAUGUGGAAUGACAAGACAUUGCAAAACUAUGUGAAAAAGUUUCCAGGUAUGAGCAAAUCAUUCUUUAUCAACCAAACAACGCAGAAUUACGUCAAAGAGUCCUUAUCAGAG